GUAACCUUGCUUCCCGCUUGCGGACGGCACGGCGGCAGCAGCGAGUCUCCUGGAAAACUGAAAUUGUAGAAAAUUACGAUAAACACCGACGAGCGAGAGGAGCACUGACUGGCGGAGAUACGCCGGAGAGAGAGGAGAGGAGGAGGAGGAGGAGGAGGAGGAGCAGCGCGGUCCGCGGUCCGCCCGUGCCGGAGCAUGCCAAGCCCUUCCCCUCCUCGGACAGCCUAGCCAAGGUGCAGGAGGUAGCAAGCUGGCUUUUAGAGAUGAACCAAGAUCUGCUGUCGGGGGGCAGCAGGCGGCGGCGCCCGGGGGGGUCUGCCAGAGCUAGCGCCUCCUCGGCGAGGGCGGCGCACGAGACGGGCGAUGAGGGCGAGGAGGAGGAACGCAUGGACCACCGGGUACUUGAGGAGGAGGAGCUGCGACAGGCCCCGCCUCCGAGGGGGGUGGCUGCUAGCGGGGCCAGAGAGGCUGAGCUUUGGGCCUCGAGGCAGUCGGGGUCUGGCGACCCCCAGAACGAGGUGAAUGGGGAAGGGAAGGGACCCCGCUGGGCUUGGGUGCCGGAGCGCCGGCUGCUGGAAGACGCUGAGGAAGAAGACUACGAGGAGGAGGAGAACAACAACAGCAGUGGAAGCCGCCACGCCCAGGAGGAGGACUGCGAUGAGGAGGAUGAGGAAGAGGAUGAGGAGAUGGACCAGGAUAGCGACGACUUCGAGCACUCUGAGGAAAGCGCCAGGGCGGAAGAGGACGAGGAGGAGGAGGAGGAAGAGGAAGGCAUCCACUCACCCGCGCUCAGGAACAGCGUCUCUGGCGCUAACGACAACGCAGACGUGUCAUCCAGACGGCAACGGGCCAACCAGCCACCACGCUUUCAGAAGGAGGCAUUAGGAUGGCAAAGUCAAGGUGACCAAUGGUGCCAGGACCUGACCGAGGCGUCGCUGUCCAAGUCCAGGGGGACUUUAUAG
Molecule: messenger RNA, 962 nt
Organism: Scleropages formosus (Asian bonytongue)
Lineage: Eukaryota; Metazoa; Chordata; Actinopteri; Osteoglossiformes; Osteoglossidae
Product: F-box/WD repeat-containing protein 7-like
Exons: 3
Coding region: 264-962 (232 amino acids)
Source: RefSeq, a predicted model, not a curated record